AUGAAACGUGUACACACACUUCUCUUGGGUGGUACUGCAAUUACAAAACUACCCACAUCAAUUGAGCAUUUGACUAAUCUUGAUUCAUUGAGUUUAUGGGAUUGCAAAAAUCUUGUGUGUUUACCUAGCACCAUUUGUAAUUUGAAGUUGGUUAGAUUAGUCGAUCUUUACGGAUGCUCAAAACUAAAUAGACUGCCAGAGAACCUAGGGAAUGCCGAAAGUCUAGAGCGGUUGUACGUGAGCAGAACUGCUAUAAGAAAGGUCCCUUCUUCCAUUGGUCUCUUAAAGAAUCUUAAAACACUGUCUUUCAAUGAAUGUAAGGGGUUAUCAUCGUCGUCAUCAUCUUAUAAAUUGUGGAAUGAGCUCCUCCCUUUUUAUUCAAUGCCAAGAAGUCCUGAUCCCAUGGACGUGCUAUUCUCUUCUUUAUCAGGUGCAUGUUCUUUGACCGGCUUGAACUUAAGCGAUUGCAAUCUCAAGGUAAUAUCUGAUGAUAUUGGUUCCUUAUUCUCUUUAGAACUUUUGGAUCUAAGUGGAAAUGAUUUUGUUUUCCUUCCGGAAAGCAUCAUUCAACUUUGGAAAUUGAAAUGGGUGGUGUUGGAUAAUUGCACUAGUCUUCAAUUGUUGCCAAAGCUUCCAUUGAAUAUUGAAUCCAUUUAUGCCGAAGGUUGUGUUUCACUGGAAAUGUUACCAGAUCAAUUAAAAUCAAUAGAUUUAUUGGAACCAUCUCUCUUUCUUCACAAUUGCUUUAAAUUGGCUGACAAUCAAAGCUGCAUAGACUGGUUUAUCUUAGGGAUAAAAAAGUCCCUUAAGAUCUCUCUCUCUCCCACUGAGAAAUAUGAAAUUGUUAUUCCAGGAAGUGAAAUGCCAGAGUGGUUUAGGCACCAAAGCAUGGGGGCUGAAGUGAAUAUAAAACAACCCUCUCAUUUGUAUAAUGAGUGGAUGGGAAUUGUUGUUUGCAUUGUGUUUUGUUCACAUGAUGUUGAUCACCAAAUCAGUUGCUUAAUUCCCCUGUACUGUUCAUUGACAGCCAAUGGAAAAAGAAUGUCUCCUGCACUAGGCAGUAGCUUAAUUCCUAAGGUUUUACCAGAUCACCUUUGGCUACUCUAUGUAACUCCUCAAUUCUUCGAUGAGAAAUCAAAUAAAUUAUUGUCUGAAAGUGAUGCGAAUGGAUUCACUCAGAUUGGAAUAAAAAUUGAAACAGGAGGUCCAGGUGAGGAGGUUAAAAAAUGCAGGUUCCGUAUGAUAUACAAUAAAGACAUAGAAGAUCUCGACCGAACAAUGGCCCAGCAUAGCAACAGCAGCAUCUCUCCUUAUGAGAGCAUGGCUAUGAUAGUGGAAUGUGACAAAGCCAAACGAAGUUGUGAUGAUUACGAUGGGGCUAGACUCAGUGGAGAAGGAAGCUCUAAUGACAUAUCAAACCCAAAAAGGAUUAAAAGGCACACAGAAACCCAUGGUAACUCUGAUUGUGAGGAGUUAAGUGAGUACAAGGAUUGUGAUGAGGAGUUAAGCGAUUGGGACGAAUCUAAUGAAAGUAACCCGGAUGGUUAA
Quercus robur (English oak) is the source of this 1548-nucleotide messenger RNA. RefSeq names its product disease resistance protein RPS4B-like. NCBI's taxonomy places the organism in Eukaryota, Viridiplantae, Streptophyta, Magnoliopsida, Fagales, Fagaceae. Gene Ontology annotation, molecular function: protein binding. The record is from RefSeq and is a predicted model, not a curated record. The transcript has a single exon. The coding region runs from base 1 to 1548 and encodes 515 amino acids.